This is a messenger RNA of Chlamydomonas reinhardtii, 1415 nucleotides long. RefSeq lists its product as uncharacterized. The record is from RefSeq and is a predicted model, not a curated record. NCBI's taxonomy places the organism in Eukaryota, Viridiplantae, Chlorophyta, Chlorophyceae, Chlamydomonadales, Chlamydomonadaceae. Gene Ontology annotation, molecular function: hydrolase activity. The transcript is spliced from 8 exons. Bases 96 to 1172 code for a protein of 358 amino acids.
CUCAUUUGUGUUAGUUUACUAGCGGCUGUGUGCUACUACAGAGGAAUUCGGUCCGGCGACAGCUUGCGUUUGCAAGGUAGCAUACUCUUUUUGCAAUGCAUGCUCGAUUCAGUAGAUAUCAAGUGGCUGGCGUCAUCUUCGUGCUGGUAACCGGCUUUGUGGCAUUUUACCGCGGACCGGCUGAUUCUCCAGGUGGACCCGUCGCUCCAGAAGUCGCGCGUAGCGUUCAGACUGGUGACUCCUCGACAGCCAAGUCAGGCUCGGUCGCAGCAAGUACGGCCGCGACCGCAAGCGAUGAAGGGCAGCGCACGAGUGUGCCGGCACGGGCAGGAGCUGUGCAGCCUGGGGCCACCACGACUGGCGCCACCGACAGCGAGGCGGCCGCGCUCGUUGCGGCCGCAGAAGCGUCGACGAUGGGAAGCACCACAGCGGUGACGCCGGGCGGGGUGCCCGCGGCGGGGCGGCGGCGGCCUCCAAUAAGGGCCGUGCUUGUCAGUGACACGCACGGCCUUUACAAGGAGCCUGGACUCAUAAAGGUGCCCGCCGGCGACAUGCUGCUGUUCCCGGGGGACGUGGAGGUGGGGUCGGUGGCCGAGGGCCGGGCGUUCUCGCACUGGCUGCAGGGCCUGCCCAUCAAAGGGCCACGAGUGAUUACAUGGGGCAACAUGGACACGGGAACGCGAGGCCGUAACGCGGCGGAGCUGGUGCCCGGUGCCACCGUGAUCGUGGACGCCAUCCAGGAGGUCAACGGGUACCGCAUCUUUGGCUCACCCUGGACGCCCCGCUUUGCCGGGGCCUACCAGCUGGAGCUGGAUGAGGCCGAGUCGGUGGCCUUCUGGUCCCGGCUGCUGCCGCCCUCCUCGGACGUCGACAUCAUCCUCACACACGGCCCGCCGCGGGGCAUCGCGGACACGGCGCGGGGCGUGAGCCGCGGCGACAUCGGGCUGCUCAAGGCCGUGCAGGCUCUGGAGAAGCCGCCCCUGCUGUGGGUGUGCGGACACAUUCAUGAGCAGUACGGCGAGCACCGCGUGCCGCACCCGCGUGCCCCCGGCGGCUCCAUCCUGCUCAUCAACAGCGCCGCUUACUACGUGCAGAAGCCCGAGCACGCCGCCAAGGUGCAGCCGCGCGUGGUGGCGCUGCCGGAGGUCAAGGUGGUGGCGCAGGGGGCGUGAGGGCGGCGAGCUCGGUGGUGGUGGUGGUGGAGGGCAGAGGCGCGUGCACAGGUGUGCAUGUGUGAACAAGCGUGCGGCGCGCGCGGCCGCUGCAGGCAUGUGGUGCCAACGCUCUGACACUGCGUGACUGCUAGUCGAGGGGGCGUGCAGGGCGUCAGGCGUGUCGCCUGGCGUGAACACAAUGUGCAAUGCGCGCCUCUACAAAUGUGUCUCCAACAAAACAGCGUGUAACAAUGUAGUGUG